GCAACUCGUUUCGCUCUCCACUAGAGAGGUGUGUGAGGGCAUGGAGCUAACGAAGGAGGAUAACAGUAAGAUUAUUUAAACGAUAGGAAUACGAAAAUCAGUUUAGCUGUCAUAAAAUACAGGGUAUGACAUACCGUUGAAAAUAUUCGAGUUGUUUUCGUUGAUUUAAUCGCAGUUUGCUCGCGGUCGCAUGUCAUUGAAUGGCGGCUAGCUAACGUUAGUCAGUUGAUCUGUUAAAGCAGUUGUUCGCAAAUGUCGAACUGUUUGUUUAUCUAGAAAAUUACUGAUAGCGUCUCAUAAUAUUAGACUAGAAUACGAAAAAAAAUGAUUAUGCUCUCAUGCAUUUUAGCUUUCCAUUAAAGUUCUUCCAUUAAACUUGUCGUUAACUAUUUUGCAAGAUAAUCGCUAGUGCAUGUCAACUUGACAUUGCGUUGCACUUGUCUCAGUCUAAUCAAUACAUGGGAACUCAUUUGUAUAGUAAAUCUUUGUUUUUUAGCUAAUUUAGGGCGCAUUAAAAUCCACCUCAAAGUCAGAUCUAGAAAUCAUCGAGUCGUGGUUCUAGAAACAAAGAUGUUCCCCUCCGUCCAGCAUCGGCCCGUGUGCAGUAUAGGGGCCAGAGCUGUCCGAUUGCAAAGCUUUAGCACUUUUAAACAAAGUGGUGCGAUAGAUAGCAAAUCGUGGCGUUUGUCGUGGCUGGGUGAGCGCGUGGGCCUGCUGAUGUCAUGGCUCCAAAAAGCAGGAAGGGGAACGAACAAGCUGGCCUCCGACAAAAAGAAGGAAAGACUGUUGUCUAUAUUCGCCAACCAUUGUAGUUUUGUGACGGGCCAAAGGCUGAGAAGGGCCCUUCAGAUCCGAGAGCUGUACUCAAACCUGUACUCCGAGAGGAGCAGGUGGACACUCGUGGGCAGCAUAUGGCGGCGCCUGCAGAGCAAACACGCCCCCACUGGAAAACUCAUAGCAGCACUGGCUGGGGUCUUCAUGUGGGAAGACCAGAAGAUUGGAGAUGAUGAGCUGAGAAGGUGUGCGUGGGAGCUGCAGGCACUGGAGUCGGUGAGAAGCCAGAACGUGAACCCAAAGACAGCUGUGCAUGUGGAUCCAGGCUGGGAGGUGGUCAUGGAGAAGAAGAACUUCAGAGUUUGGCGGAGACCCAUCCAGGGUAGCCAUCUUUUUGAAUACAGAGUGUUUGGUUCAUAUACAGACGUCACCCCCCGGCAAUUCUUCAAUGUUCAGUUGGACACAGAGUACAGAAAGAAGUGGGACGCGUUGGUUAUUAAACUGGACGUGGUGGACAGGGACGUCAACACAGGCACCGAGGUCAUUCAUUGGGCGACACAUUUUCCAUAUCCCAUGUACUCCAGAGACUAUGUCUAUGUGCGCCGGUAUCAUGUUGACAUGGAGAACAACUUAAUGAUCUUAGUCUCCAGAGCCGUCAGACACCCCAGUCUCCCAGAGACCCAGGAGUUUGUCCGAGUUCACUCUUACCAGUCUAAGAUGGUCAUCCGCCCACACCGGUCAUUUGACGAGAAUGGCUUUGAUUACCUGCUGACUUACAGCGAUGAUCCCCAGACGGUCUUCCCUCGCUAUUGCGUCAGCUGGAUGGUGUCUAGUGGCAUGCCAGACUUCCUGGAGAAGCUUCACACCGCUGCUCUCAGAGCUAAAAACAUGGACGUCGGUCUUAACGACUACGUCAGCAUCAUAAAACCUACCCAACCCACCCAAGAACGAGUAGCUGACAACGCUCACACCGGCGGCCCGAGUCAGAUCUACGCCUGAGCGUCUGGCCACAGCGAUUGAUAUACUGUGGUAAAAUGACCCAGAACAGAGCAGUUUUUGCUUAUGGUAUCAUUAAUUGAAGCCAUAAAGAAAUCCGAACAAUCCAUUUCUAAAAAAGAUCGAUGCCAUUGACCAGUCCUGCACUAGAUGUCAUACUGAGCGCUCACAUCUCCCGUUUUGUAUGCUGUUAGUUUGCUGCUUCUUUCUGUAGGCUGCAUCUGCUGAGAUGAGCCAAAAUAAUGGCAUGUAUUAAUUGUAGAUUCUCCUGCCAAAGCAGUUUUUCACUCCGCAUUUACAGCACGAUCAUCAGAAUCCAUCAUGGUGUUGAGAUGCUGAAAAACAACAGGAGAACAUGUACUGUACACGCCCCACAAGGUUCAACUACAGGAAGCCGUUUGUGCGCAGAGCCACUUUUUUUUUUUUCAUUUUGUGGCUCUUUUUUCCAGUGUAUACUGUGAUAAACUGCUCGCAGCAGAACCAGAUCGACUCACCAUCGUCCUCAUUUACCGUGUGAAUGUUCACUGCCAGUAAAACCCAAACAGCCUUCACAGGAUCACCAAAACUGUGUCUUAUGCCAACCGCAGCAUCCUCACGAUCAGGCUCGGCUUCCUCCUGCGCUCUAGAGGCCUGUUUGAAGUCUAAAACAUCUUCUCUUUUCUGAACUCCAGCAAAUGAGGACACUGGGAUUUGAUGUUGUAAUGAAAGUGGAAGGACGGAGCACAAGUCAGCAUACAAACGCACUGCAGGAUGGAUUUUGUGCAAGUACAAAGAAUUAGGGGGUGUUUUUUUUUUUUUUUGUGAUGGGAUUGUGUGUGUAAUACAUGUUUAAAGUAAUACAGAUGAAUUGGUACAGUCAGACUUGGCUUGUUGAUGCAGAUUACACUGACUUCUAACAACUCUUGUCCUGUUUGGUCUCUAUCCCAUCGUAUGACCUUUAUUUCAUACUGAUGUGUCAUACACCAAUGAAGUUACAGAGACAGUAGCACAUCAGUUUGCUGUGGGGAAAAAAAAAAAGAGUAUGUAAAUGAUCUUAGGUACAUGCAUGUUUGUUUAUGGUCUCUGCAGAGGAACAGUUCAAAUGAAAGCAGAUCUUUGAAUUCCAAGGUCAGAUUUUAUUUGGUGGAUGUGUGCAAAUGUAUUCAUUCAUGACAUCCAGAUGUCCUCUGUUUGAAUGAGGUUAGGACUUGAUAAUGGCGUGCCACUUUUUGUUAUAUGAUUGGUAACUAAUUUUCAAAAAAACAUUGUUGCACUUGAAAUGUGAAUGGUCCCGAAGAUGCAUUGUCCAGUUGAUUAUAUUAUGAUAUCUGUUUUGCAUAUUCGCACUUAUUGAAGGUGUAAUUAAACAGUCCUAUUUAAUCUUGUUCCAUAUGAAAUUGGUUAUUUCCCCUUUUUGUUACUAUAUCUUUGUUUCUUUAAUUUAGUCCGAAUACCCUUGUUACACCAUUCUGUUAAGCUUCAUAAAAAGACAUGGCCUUAAAUGUAUUUGUAUAUGUUUAAUACCUAGAUUGCACUGCCCUGUUUACAUCCCAGGACUCUUUUUGUUUUUUGUUUAAAAAAUAUAUAUUUUAAGGCUAUGGCAAUUAUGGUUUCCUAUGAUUUUUUUUUUUUCUUUUCAUGUUUAAAACUAUUGUUCGAAGUGGUCAGUCAAAAUGUAUUUAGAAAGGUCUUGUUAUUAAGGAAUAUUCCAGGAUUUUAUGCUGUAUUGACAACAUUUGAGGCAUGUUGUUGAUUACCACAGAUAAUAAUUUUGAUUUGUACCUUAGUUCGAAAAAAAAGGGUUUAUUUUUACGAACUGAGGUACAAGUUGAAAUAUGUAUUGUACUAAUACAGCAUAAUUACACUUUUUUUAUUUUUUUUUUGCUCCUUGAUACAUGCAAAUACAAAUAUCCCAGUGUCAUAUCUUGUUCCGUUUUCCAAAAAUAAGUGUUAAUUUAUUUUUAGUAAUUUACAUUACUGUCCAUCCAUCCUUAAUAUGGUUGUUGAGCGCAUUCAGUAAUAUUUUCUUCCAUUUCAUCUAAACAUCCCAUUGAAAUCUCAGAUAUUCACUAGUAUACUAAAAAAAAAAGUGCAUUUUCUUGGUGUUUGACAAUACUCUGCUUAUUUGAGUCAUAGCAUCAUGAUAAAACUCAACCGCAGUUUAAUGUGCUUUAUAGCAUUUUCUCUUUUUCUAAAUUAGAAAUGUUCUACUGUAAUCUCAAGUGAAAUAGUGUAUGUAUGGAUGAUUGAGACGCCAGAAGCAUGAGUUUGUUUUUUGCUCCAAUGUGAAAAUGAACCACCUGAUUCAUUAAUUGGUGACAAUAAAAUAAUUUGAAAUCA
This is a messenger RNA of Cyprinus carpio (common carp), 4089 nucleotides long. It is a transcript of the gene stard7, whose product is annotated as StAR-related lipid transfer (START) domain containing 7. Bases 571 to 1773 code for a protein of 400 amino acids. The transcript is spliced from 8 exons. Lineage: Eukaryota; Metazoa; Chordata; Actinopteri; Cypriniformes; Cyprinidae. The record is from RefSeq and is a predicted model, not a curated record. Gene Ontology annotation, molecular function: lipid binding.